AUGUCUCGAGGAGGAGGACGCGGCCGCGGCCGCGGCACACGGCGCGAAAUGAGCGCACUGCAGACUGAGUUGAUCGGCAAAUCCCUGUUCAGCAAGGUCGACGACGAGUCCAGCGUGUUCCCCGAGUACGACGUGUCGACCGGCAAACCGCCCUCCAGAGAGGAAACACACAUCGCUCAGCUGCUCUCCUCCUACCGCCAGACCCUGGUAACCUCGAUGUUCUACCUGCAGCCACCAGCGCCUCCCCGCGACAUCGAGCGGUUCUCGGACCGCUUCUACACGACCGACGCCAACCGCAAUCCCUCGCUGCGGACACUCAAAACCAGCCUCGAUCUGUUCCCGGACGAGCUGCACAAUGAGGACGAGGAGAUGGAGGAGAUCGCCGAGGAGGACGAGGAGGAGGAGAACGACUACAUGGACUCGUACUUUGACAACGGCGAGGCCGACGACAUCGGACGGCAUGGACGACGAUGA
This is a messenger RNA of Linderina pennispora, 474 nucleotides long. RefSeq lists its product as uncharacterized. The record is from RefSeq and is a predicted model, not a curated record. Gene Ontology annotation, biological process: transcription by RNA polymerase III. NCBI's taxonomy places the organism in Eukaryota, Fungi, Kickxellomycota, Kickxellomycetes, Kickxellales, Kickxellaceae. Gene Ontology annotation, cellular component: RNA polymerase III complex. The transcript has 2 exons. The coding region runs from base 1 to 474 and encodes 157 amino acids.